Molecule: messenger RNA, 3867 nt
Organism: Kwoniella botswanensis
Lineage: Eukaryota; Fungi; Basidiomycota; Tremellomycetes; Tremellales; Cryptococcaceae
Exons: 7
Coding region: 1-3867 (1288 amino acids)
Molecular function (GO): protein binding
Source: RefSeq, a predicted model, not a curated record
AUGGUAACCUCACGGAGGGUAUCUUAUAUCCUCCCUUCACCUGACCAACCUCCUCCGCUCUUAUCGCUCCCACCCCUCGGCCAACAGCGUCAGGGACACCCGGCACCAUUCUUCAUACCUAAAACAGACGGCUCAGGCGCAAGUACGCCUGGUUCUGCACUCGGAUCUCGAAACCCCUUUCUGACUGCUCAAACACCCCUUACCGAGAAGCCGUCGCACCCUAGACAUUGUCUAGGUAUAACCUCCCUAGCAUUGGAUACCUCUACUUUGUUAUCUGAAUCGGACUCACCUGGAGGGAUACUAUAUACGGGUGGAAGAGAUGGGCUGGUGGCAUCUUGGGAACUGAACGUACCACACAAAAAGAGGAGAGGUGGGAGAUACGAGAUCUUGCCUGGAAGAGGUCAGAAAGUGAAAUGGGAGAGAAUAGGUGAUGGAGCUGAAUUUUUCGAUGAUGAGGAGUUUGAUGAUGAUGAGAAUGAUAGGCUAAGUAGCGAUGAUGAAGGUGAUGGAUGGGUCGGUGUAUCACAGAACCAAAAGAACAAAGGUGAAAUACCUUAUGAAGAUAGAUGGGAGAUCGAUAAGGAUGAAAUUGCCAACUCCAAGCCGCCUCCGACUACCUUCAGACAAUCUGCUCAAACUCACACCGAUUGGGUGAACGCGAUGCUCCUAUGUAAUCUCAACCAAACUGUCAUAACAGCCUCAUCAGAUCGUACGAUCAGAGCAUGGAACCCACAUGCUUCAUCGGACGAUCCAGCAUCUUUAUCACCCUCACUGGUAGGGAGUCAUAGAGACUAUGUGAGAGCGUUGGCUUGGGCAAAAUACCCAGGAUUACUCUUCUCAGGUGCACUGGAUAGACAUCUCAGUAUAUGGGAUAUCAAGAGUCAGGUUCAUGAACCUGUCUUCAAUAUCGAUCUGACCAAAGUAGAUGACUUCGGUGGAGUAGGACUGGAAGGUGAAAGAGGUAGUGUAUACGCACUGGGUGUCGAUCAUGCUGGACAGGUCUUAGCUGCCGGAACACCAGAACGAGUCGUACGACUAUGGGAUCCUAGAGCUGGUGAUCACAGUAUCGGAAAGCUCAUCGGUCAUACAGACUGUGUACGAAGCAUCAUCUUCAGCGAAGAUGGACGAUAUAUGCUCACCGGAUCUUCCGACACCACUAUCAAACUUUGGUCACUUGCUGCUCACCGAUGUCUACAUACGUUUAACCAUCACGAUUCGUCCGUUUGGGCUUUACACUCUACUCAUCCUAAUCUCGAACGUUUCUACUCUGGCUCCCGAGACGGAUACCUAUGUGUCACUGAUCUAGAACAAUGCGGCGAUAUUUCGGAAGGAGAGUGUGUCGUUCUGGCAAGGGAAGGGGAAGGCCAAAAAAAUGGUACCUACGAAUCGAAGACCGGCGAUGAGGGUAUAAGAUGUAUCACCGCCAUGGAUGAUGAAUACGUUUGGACAGCUACUGGUAGUGCCGAGAUCAAGCGAUGGAGGGACGUAGGAAGGAGAGUUGAUAGGUUGAAUCAGGAUUUCGACGGCUUGUCGUACAAUAUACCUACGGAAAGGAGUCCUCCAACAGACGUUUCCAUCACUGUACCCACAGGACUAGGUACACCGUUCUCCCCAAAUUCCGCGGCACCCAAUGGACAACACGCCACUGAGGGACCCAAUGGCACCGAAAAUGAUGACUUCAGGUCCAUCUCAUUUGCGCCAACCCCUUCACCCCGGAAUGGUCCAGCUAGUCCUACUUCACCGAAUAAUCCGAACGUCUCAACAGCUUCUGCCUUGCCUUCUGCCGUUCGAGAUCGAAUUACAGGAAACACCUCUCAAAGAGCUACCAGCCUUUCGGGGGCAUCUAUCGCUAACUCAGUAGCUUCGGAAGACGGUCGGAACAAACUAGGUAUAAAUGGUAUUCCAUAUCAGUCGCUCGUAUGUCUCGGAGUGCCCGAUUCGCCUUAUUCUUUCGGGUUUUCUCAACAUCGACAGGAAGAUAUGCACCGAGAGCCUUCCAUGACUUCCGUUCCUCAAGGUCUAAAUGGGCUGUUGAAAGCUGAGAAUGAAUCGCCUAGAAGGAUAUCAUUCCAGAUGGAUCGUGAACAACCCACUGCUAGGAUGGAGUACGAAGAUCGAGAGGUCGCCUCUGAGGCAAUUCCUUUACGGGUCAACCCCGAUGAGAUUGUAGCUGGGCGAAGUGGAUUAGUACGAUCGUUAAUCCUGAAUGACAGACAACAUGUCUUGACGGUCGACACGGAGGGUGAAGUUGCAGCCUGGAAUAUCCUCAGAGGGAUCUGUAUAGGAAGAUUCAGUACGACCGAGGUAGCCGAAGCGUUACAUCUCGAAAGAGGAGAAAAGGCCGAACAAGCCGUUAGGAAACAUUCCCAAGAGGUUUUAGAGAUGGUCAAAGAAAGAGUAGAAGGUGAAACUAUGGUCAUCACUUGGUGUCAGGUCGAUACGAAGAUCGGAAGCUUGGUUGUGCAUCUUGAAGAAGGCAGGGUGUUUGAUGCGGAGGUGUAUGCGGAUGAAAUAGGUUUGGAAGGGUUCGAAGGUAGUAAGGAGGAUAUCAGAAUCAAUCUCGGCAAAUGGGCUUUGGCCAACCUGUUCAGGGGCUUGAUCAAAGCUGAGGAACGAGAGGUGACUGAUCUAGCUGUAAAUCAAACACCCAGUACCGUAAAUUCAAGUUUACCAAGUAGUGUACCGAGAUCACCUGGGAUCACACAAAUAUCAAUCGAGAGACCAGCCGAUAUUCCUCAUCCUCACAGGAAGAGAGCUAUGACAGGAUCCUUCUCCAACCCACGACCACCUUCAUUGAAUAUACCAGGAUUGGUUUCUCCCGCAAGUAGACCGGCAGUCUUACCUGAAGUAUUCGAUGAACACUUAUCUCGAAGUGCACCUGAGUCUAACAGUUUCUUCCAGAAUUUCCAAGCAUUGAAAGUCCCGCAAUCACCUAGUGUAGCUUCAACUGCCAACCCUACCUUGUCACCCAAUACGGAAAGGACCAGUGCAACACGUGAUUAUUUCUCUUCGAAGAGGAAGAACGACCCUUCGCCUUCGAGAGAGUCAACGAUGAAUACACCUUCCACCCCCGCUGCUUCCAGUACUACUACGGAUAAGAAAGGUUUUAUGGGAAAGAUGAAAGGUCUAGGAAGGAAGAAACAGGCUGAAACUCCCAUGAGUCCCGUUGUUGAGAAAGUAGUCACUCCGGAGGAUGACGGCCCCAAAAUGUCAGAAAGGGAAGCCGAACAACUACGUAUCCUCGAUACCGUCCGAUCCCACCGAUUCUCUCCUCCAGGACCAUUGGAAGCUCCUUAUAUCCCCUUACCUCUCUCCACCGCAUUGCUCAUUUCUGAAGAAUCGAAAGAUGCCGGCGCAUGGGUAGUCACCUACCGAUCGCAAGUAUCUUCCACUGAGAGGGACAUGGAGGAUCUCGAGAUGAAUUCGCCUUUGUGGUUAUUGGAUUACCUGUUCGCGUCAAAUACGAGACAAAAGGAACCUGUCAAAUUGACUUUCAUACUGGAACCUGCACCUGGUAGUGGGAUGAAAGAGUUGCCUGAAGGCUCCGCAAGGUUAUCCGCCUCAAGAGCCUUAAGAGCCAAAAAGAUAUCCGCCUUCAUCGUGGAUAAAUUAGAUCUAUACAAUCCAUCGAAACUCAAACUCCCUUCAUUCGCUUCCCACCAUUUACGGAAAGAUUCUCUAUCACAUGGCAGAAGAUCUUCCACUUCUAAUGAAGAUACUCUACCGCAACCUGAAGAGAUCAUAGAGUUGAUAUGCGGUAACGAAGUGGUCAACCCUAAGAUUACGCUCGCAACGCUAAAGGCUUAUUAUGGGAGCGGACCGGAUAUGUUAUUGUAUUAUAGGUUGAAGAAAGGUAUACAGGGUUAA